CUAAGAAGCAGAGAGAAGCAGAACAAAUAGAAUUGAAAGGGGGGCUUUAGACAGAGCCAGAGACUCUUUAUCUCUUUGAACAGUCCUUAGCAAUGGCAGCCAAACUCACAUCCCCAACUGCUCUCAUCACUUCUCUCCCCCAAUUUAGUGGCCUAAGAUCCACAACUUCAAGUACCAGAGUAGAGAACUUGGUGACAGUUCAACCCAUCAGAAACAAGGGUAAAGGCGCUUUGGGUGCUCGUUGUGACUUCAUUGGCUCACCCACAAAUUUGAUUAUGGUGACCUCGACAAGCCUUAUGUUAUUCGCUGGAAGGUUUGGGUUGGCUCCAUCGGCGAACAGGAAGGCCACUGCAGGAUUGAAGCUUGAGAUAAGGGACUCUGGCCUACAGACAGGAGACCCUGCUGGUUUCACUCUUGCAGAUACCUUGGCAUGUGGAGUUGUAGGCCAUAUAAUUGGUGUUGGAGUUGUUCUAGGUCUUAAGAACAUUGGUGCCAUAUAAAUUCCUGAAGAGGAAUUUUGUAACCCUUGUUUGAUAUUAAUCUUGGAUAUGUACAUUGUUUUACUCCUUUCAGAGCUUUUGUUUCCCCAAGUCAAGAUGUUCACCACUAUCUUCUUAUUUUAAGACAGUAGCAAAGAAAAUAAUUAUACUGAACAA
This is a messenger RNA of Telopea speciosissima, 656 nucleotides long. RefSeq names its product photosystem I reaction center subunit psaK, chloroplastic-like. The coding region runs from base 93 to 500 and encodes 135 amino acids. The record is from RefSeq and is a predicted model, not a curated record. The transcript has 3 exons. NCBI's taxonomy places the organism in Eukaryota, Viridiplantae, Streptophyta, Magnoliopsida, Proteales, Proteaceae. Gene Ontology annotation, cellular component: photosystem I; membrane. Gene Ontology annotation, biological process: photosynthesis.